Colletotrichum higginsianum IMI 349063 is the source of this 1053-nucleotide messenger RNA. Its product is annotated as 6-phosphogluconate dehydrogenase. Gene Ontology annotation, molecular function: oxidoreductase activity, acting on the CH-OH group of donors, NAD or NADP as acceptor. The transcript has 2 exons. Bases 1 to 1053 code for a protein of 350 amino acids. NCBI's taxonomy places the organism in Eukaryota, Fungi, Ascomycota, Sordariomycetes, Glomerellales, Glomerellaceae. The record is from RefSeq and is a predicted model, not a curated record.
AUGGCAGCAAACGGCGAGACACCCUCCAAGGUUGGCGUCAUCUCAAUCGGCGACAUGGGCGUCGGCAUCGCCAAGCUCCUCGUCGCCAAAGGCUUCCGGGUCGCAACCAACGUCAAAGGCCGCAGUCAAGACACGAUCCAACGCGCCCGCGAAGCAAACGUGGAACUCAUAGACUCAGACCUGGACCUCGCUUCCCAGUGCGCCGUGAUCUUCUCCGUUGUCCCUCCCCGGGACGCCGAGGCGACGGCGGACCGUAUCGUCGACGCCCUCGCCGGCGCCUCGCGCAGCGUGCCCCUCUACUUCGUCGACAUGAACGCCGUCGCGCCCUCGACGUGCAAGUCCGUCGCCUCGUCCUUCGCCCGCGCCCGCGUCCCCGCCCGCUUCAUCGACGCCUGCAUCAUCGGCGCCCCGCCCCGGCCGAAAUCCGCCCCCAACGCCGGCACCAACGUCUCUUCCUCCUCGGCCCCACCGGGCGAUGACGACAACGACGAUGACGGCUGGUAUGUCCCGGGGGUGCCCAUGUCCGGCCCGCACAAGCUGGCCGACCUCUCCCUUCCUGGGACAGAGGACCGCGAGACGGAGACGUUCGGAGCCCGCCUCAGCGCCGUCCUCGGCGGGAACCACAUAUCGGCUGAGAUCGGUGCGGCGAGCGGCCUCAAGAUGUGCUUCGCCUCCAUGUCGAAGGGUUUUACCGCCAUCGCCACGCAGGCCUUUACGACCGCCCACCGAAUGGGCGUCCUUGACCAGCUGCGCGGCGAGCUGUCGGCGCGUCUGCCGAGCUACCUCGAAUUCGCCGAGAAGGGCGUUGUGACGAUGCCGCCCAAGGCGUAUCGCUGGGUCCGCGAGAUGGAGGAGAUCAGCAAGACACACGCCGAGGAGGGCGGUUUCGGACCCGACCUGUUUGUGGGCGCUGCGGGUGUGUACAGGGCGGUAGCCGAGGACUCGCCGCUUGGAGGGGAGAAGAUUGGCAAGAGAAAGAGGGGCACGACGGUGGAGGACGUGGCGGCGGCCAUAACUGAGGGACUCGAAAGAAAGAAGAAGAAGACGGACUGA